Scaptodrosophila lebanonensis is the source of this 1049-nucleotide messenger RNA. Its product is annotated as lysosomal-associated transmembrane protein 4B. The record is from RefSeq and is a predicted model, not a curated record. NCBI's taxonomy places the organism in Eukaryota, Metazoa, Arthropoda, Insecta, Diptera, Drosophilidae. The coding region runs from base 287 to 784 and encodes 165 amino acids. The transcript has 4 exons.
CGUAUGUGAAACGCGUCGCAACUGAAAACUCGCGCGUGCUGCUUAGGAGAACUGUGGAAAUCGCGCGUAAAACGCUCACAAACGGAAACGCGUAGAAUUCUCGCAUUAUCUGUAUAUUAUACGCUCAACUUAUUUGUUGAUUAAGUGGGUGGCCAAUAAAAUAAAAUUGUGGUCAGUGUGCAGUGCCAAAAACCCAAAAAAGAAAAACAAAAGUGACAGCUCACAGAAAAGUUAGAAAGUUUGAGACUCGUUCCUGAAAACAAACCAAAACAGAAGUCGCUCUAAGAUGGCCAAACCGCUGUUAAAUAAUUGCUGCCUGUGCACAUCUCUGCGCAAUGGCUCUAUAAUAUCGGGAAUAUUGGCGAUUGUGCUUUCGAUCAUAACCAUAAUUGUUAUAUUCACGACACGAGUGCAUUUCAAAACGAUUGUUUUCGACUUCAUACCCAAUGAUAUUGUGAAAAUAAUACUUGUGAUUAAUCUAUGCAUGACCAUACUGAUAUCGGUGCUAAUGAUUGCGGGAGCCAUGAAGCGGAACCAUUAUCUGAUGAUGCCGUGGGUUGUUCUCGGAAUUAUGAUCGCGAUUGGACUGCUCAUUUCGGUUAUAUACACCGCCGUUGUCUUCUUCAUCGACGGCUUCGUGCUGACGGGAGUUCUUUGGCUGAUAUUUGGCUUGAUUUGUUGUGCCGUUCUCACCUACUGCUGGUGUGUAGUUUACAGCGAAUAUGCAAAUCUAGCCGAGGAGAACGAGCGCGGCCGCUACAACAAGCAACCCUAUCGUCGCUGAGUCUUCAAUCCACCUACACACACACUCACACAUAAUUUUAUAUGAAUUACUCAUCAUAUUCACGUCCACAUCACACAUACACAACACCAAACCUUACUUAGUUGGUAAUGCUAAAUGAAAACUGCUUAAUUUCGUAAUUAGCUCAUAUGUUUAACUAAUACGUUAAUUGUAAUAUUUAAUAGGCCGAGGCACCGAAUUUAUGCGAGCCGCAAUAAGUGCAAUCGAAUCGAAUUAUUUAACAUUUAAAUAAAACUUUAAUAAACAA